Trichoderma atroviride IMI 206040 is the source of this 2238-nucleotide messenger RNA. The record is from RefSeq and is a predicted model, not a curated record. Lineage: Eukaryota; Fungi; Ascomycota; Sordariomycetes; Hypocreales; Hypocreaceae.
CUGCUCUCGGAGAGGGUCCAUCCACAUCGUUGGAGGAGUCACUUCACUCGUUUGUCAUUCGUUAGAGGCGUCUCCUUGCGGGGGGAGGUGGCUAUUAGCUGGUGACAGUUUUUUUUUCCCUGCCGCAGAGCUAUUGUCUGUCAUGCACGCCUGAUUAUCCGUACAUCUAUCUGCUGUGUCCACUUCGUGUCCCCUACUAUCAGUAGAUGGGCUAUGCCUCUUCGCUUCCUCUAUUCUCUUUUUUCUUUGAACCAUCAUUUUAUACGGUGAAUACGGAAUAGACGAGGGCGCAACCACCGCAUCUUCGAGGACAUGGCCUAGUAUUAGCAUCAGCCUGUAUUUUUCAAGUCUCAUCUACUACUACUACUUCUUCACGGCUGUGCCGGUGCUCGUCCCGUCUCCUCUGUCACAACGUUACACUGUCUCAUUCAAGAGCCUUUCAUUUCAUCAAAUUGCAUCAGCCUCAGCUCUUUUGCUAGCCCGGCCAUCUCAUCUCUGGCUGCUGCCGUCUAUUCUUCACCUGUUUAUCAUCAAAAACCCAUGGGCUCGGCGUUGCCAAGUCAUUAACCAUCAUGCCUAGAGACGAUUUGUCCAUCGAUUUUGUCAAGAGGAUGCCGCAAGCCGAGCCUCUCGACCCCGGCUUGAUCCUCGAUGACUGGAUCAACCGGGUCCAGAACCUCCCCGAAGAGAUUCGUUUCAUUCAAGAAGAGAUUUCAGACAAGGACCGUCAAUACAAUGAGUGCAUCCGCAUGAUCGAAGACCGCGAUGGAAAGAUCCAAAAGUGGAUAAAGACGAAUGGGAGUCAUGAGCCUAACCCUAAAGAAGAUAUGCUGCGAGCCCAGAUCCGCGAGAACUACAAUCGGGCAGAUCAGUUUGCACAAGACAAGAUCAACCUUAUGCAAAGAUUGCAGCUCGUCAUGGAUAAGCACCUGCGCAGUUUGGAUAUUCAGAUCAAGCUGCUUUAUGAUCGUGCUGAACCUGGGUUCACAGACCCUGAUGAGGUUCCUUCGCUUCUUCGCCCCAGUGCCACUAAUCACAGCGCCCCUUCAGCUCGCACACUGAACCUAUCCAACAAUAUCAACUCAGUCGGCCCUCUGGCUUCACCUCGCAACCCCGCUCCGGGCCCUGCCAACCCGGCCAUGGUUCGACUGCCCAACCAGCCCCAGAUAAGGCAUCCCCAGGCCCAGCAGCACGUUGUACAGCACCAGCAGCACGCGUCUUCCGCACCGGCCACGCCUGCCGCAAGCAUAAUACUGAACAGGCAGCGAGAGAGCUCAGCUGGUCCAGCAACGAAGAGAGGGCCACGAUCCAUCACAGGGCCUGGAAAUCUGCCCACAACAUCAAGUGGCCUGGCGAGGCAUUCAUCCCUGGGGCCCGGCACGCCAAAGAAUGGGGCUGGGACAAACUUGGGAGCUGGAGGUGCGGUUCGAGCAGGUAGUGCUGGGCCGAGAGCAGGAUCAGUUAAAUCAGCGAUUGGAAUGGCUGGCCGCAGAGGAACCCCGACAAUAAGCGGGCGUAAGAAGCCACCCAAUAGGUCAUCGCUGUCACGGGUGAAGAAGGCGUCGAACAGAAAUUCACCAGCCUCAACGGCUGAUAGUGACUUGUCAGACGCUGGAAGUGGUAGUGGCGAAGAAGAUGACAGUAUCGAGCCAAGACCGAGGACCAACUUGGCUAGGGAUGGCAAAAAUGGUAACGAAGCGCCAGGAGAUGCCGAUGACGAUGAGGACGGCGGCGAUGACAAACAGUAUUGCUUGUGUUAUAAUGUGAGCUAUGGAGAUAUGGUGGCUUGCGACAACGACAAUUGUCCAUAUGAGUGGUUUCACUGGUCAUGUGUUGGACUUAAGAGCGAACCGAAUGGCACUUGGUAUUGUCCCGAGUGUACCGAGAAGUUGCGCAAGGGGAAGUAGGAACGAACGGUUUGUGUAAAUAGUUUGAACAUCAAACCUGUAAUCAAUCAUCUCUGGCCGAAAUGUUGCCUUGAUUUUUUUGAUUAGUAUAGCCAGCGAAUUGCGACUCAGAGUUUCCACUAUAGUAGAUUUGCCUCUUGCAUUGACAUAGUGUUGGGAUAGAUGCAGCCAUGUGUUACUGAUGGCCUUGGUCUUGCAAGAUACAGUGAACUACGCCACGUCGUACUCCUUCACUCUCCUCUCUCAACUCUGAUACCACAGCACCCUUUGAUCGGGCUGCCUCGAUAAAGUCGUCCAGUGAGCCACCGACUCCGAAAUAUAGCUUUUUUGC